AUGGAGCGCCUCAAAAUACCCCUGGGCACCCUUUUGGAUGCUGUUCCCCCGAUCCGGGACAUGCAGGACAAGCUACGCGAGACGGUCGUGGCACCGCUGCAAGACAAUAUCGGAGACAUGGUCAACAAGCUCGCCGACCUUGCACUCACGACGGGCAGCAACAUUGCUGCUGUUUCGUCUUCCUCCUCGACGACUAGAAUUCCUCCCUUUGACCCAGAUAACCCCUCUCUCGACCCCCACGCCAACAGCGCCUGCGUCCCCGAGGCCAGGGCCUUGCUGGUCAAGCUCCGCGCCGAGAUGGGUCGAAACAUGCCCCUGGACAAACAGGACAAGACGCAAGACCCGCAGAAUCCCGCGAACCGGGCGGGAAAACUGGCCGACUUUGGCCCCGUGCUGGCCCGGGUGGACUGGGCGGCUGUCGCGGCCGUGGCCGAGGAUGUGGCGUGGCGCGCGGGCCUGGCGUCCAAAUACCGCGGACCCGUCCACGUCCACGUCGGCGAGCCGCGGUUCGGGACCAUGAGUGUGGGAUUUCCUCUAAUCUGGCAAGGAUCAUCAUCGUCGUCUUCUGGUGCUGGUGCUGGUGCGAACAGCAGCAAAUAUGGACGGAAAAGUAGCAACAGAAAAGACGGUGAUGCCAAAAAGUGGUUCAUCAAGAUCCCCAUCAACGGGACCCCCAAUGCCUGGCACUCCAGUGACGAGCGCGCUCUGGCAAGCGAGGUCGGAACGAUGCGGUGGCUACGACGCGAGCUGGGGGUACACACGAACCUCAACAUCCCCCGGGUGUACCACUGGGACGGUAGCGCCGGGGAGACGAGCAGGGACGGGACGAGAAACCGCAUCCGUGUGCCGUACAUGAUGAUGCAGUACGUCGAUGGUAUCUCGGCGCACGACGCCUGGUUCACGCGCUGGGGACCAACGGGGUGGUGGCGGCCCGAGGCCGAGGAGCUGCGGCGCGGGAUCCUGUCCAACGUCGCGGCCGCCAUGAGCGAGUUGCGGCGCUUUGAAUUCGAGUCCGGGGGCGCGCCGCGAUACCAGUUUGUCCGGGAUGCCAGAGGCCGCGAGACGGAGGAGCUGCUCGGCGUGGGCCCGCUGAGGAUCUUGGAUAUCGAGGCCAUGCUCGACAGAUGGCUGUGUCACUUGAGUCCAGAAGAAAAGCUCGAGUGCAAGAGAACGCCCAUUUAUCGGGAGCUAGGCCCCUGGAAGGGAAAAGACGCCGUCAAGAACUAUUAUACAAGUAGGAUAGACUGCCACAAUGUCAGAGAGAACUCGGAUUUUGGUAGCACAAUGCUGUUGGAGAGUUAUUUCAAAUGGUGGCAUGAGAGCGAUACGGCUCUGGGAGUUGGGUAUGACGACGAAAGUGACGAGGAGGACGAGGAGGAGCUGGCGAUUCAAAGAUGGAAUAAAGGCGAAAAGAAACCUUUUGUGCUAACCCAUCACGAUCUGAACCUCCACAACAUCAUCAUCGACCAACAAGGCAAGUUGUGGUUCAUUGGGUGGUCAGGCGUCGCAUGCGUCCCAAGGGCAAUCGGCAACGAAGCACUACCCUUGUGGUUGGUCCGUGACUGGAACCCUUUUGUCUAUCGCUGGCGUGACAUGGACUGGCCCUGGAGAUACCGGCACUGCCCUUGGAGAGUUCCCGUGACCGAAGACAAUAGCACCGAAGAGGCGACCUGGAGGUUGAGUGGGUGGAGGCAAUAUUACGCCGAGUGUAUGAAUGAGGCCAAGAAGGCCUGGAGAGAUGUCGAAAAGGACGCGAAUGAGAGAAGAGAGUCGCGGGAGCAAGAGUCGAGGCCACGGGCCAGAAGAAAGGAAGCAGAAGAAUCGGAGUUUGACCGGGCAGAGCUCUCUAGUCCAAAAGGAGAGGAAGAACGUCGAGGACGACCACGGUAUAGAUUCGGCGAAGAACCUCCUGAAAAGAGCAAGACGCCACCACCAGGCCAUCAAGGCGUCCGCCAUGUCUCUUUCGCAUCAGAUACGAAGCCUGCACCCGGGGAUCGUAGGCCGUCCUCCAAGUCGUCCCCCUCUUCCACUAAUAUCAAGUCAUGCCCUCGUCUUAACCGAACCCUUUUAUCAGCUCUGCCAUUGUCGCUUUCCGCUGCAGCCAACGACCCACGGUCGCGUCCAUUCAUCUUGCAGGAGCUAUAUCAUCGUGCAGUCCCUUCAGUCCCGCGCUGGGAUAAUUUUGCAGUUUCCCGACUGCGCCACCUAGCAGGGGAAUGCCAUGAAAACGUCCCCAGCCCGUUUGAAAUUGAGAGCAGAGAGUUAUUCUAUCGCACGUUGCUCGACUGUGCCGGCGUUGCUCGGGGCCGUCAUCGACCCUGGGCAGCACGGUUAGGCGACUACAAUGAUUAG
Messenger RNA from Pestalotiopsis fici W106-1, 2352 nucleotides. RefSeq lists its product as uncharacterized. The transcript has a single exon. The record is from RefSeq and is a predicted model, not a curated record. The coding region runs from base 1 to 2352 and encodes 783 amino acids. NCBI's taxonomy places the organism in Eukaryota, Fungi, Ascomycota, Sordariomycetes, Amphisphaeriales, Sporocadaceae.